Punica granatum (pomegranate) is the source of this 3462-nucleotide messenger RNA. The record is from RefSeq and is a predicted model, not a curated record. NCBI's taxonomy places the organism in Eukaryota, Viridiplantae, Streptophyta, Magnoliopsida, Myrtales, Lythraceae.
GGUAAUGCCGUGGGUGGACCAGAGUUGAUUUUGGGGUGAUUUCGAGCUCGAUAGAAGCCCGAAACUCUGCUGGAUGCGACUGUUUCUGCUAGGUCCGAGACUGAGUUACCCCAGUGUCGAUUCAGGGGGUGCACAGGAGCUGAUACGAGCCCGAAGGAAAAGCUAAAGGACGAAGCGGGAGCUGAGAGAAGGAAUUGGGAGGACUCGUGGAGGUGUUGCAGCUGCGGAUUUUGGAGGACGUCGAGCAAGGCGCCAGUGGUUGCUCAGCUUAGACUUGUGCAGAUCUAGAGACAUCGGAGGACGGACCCAUUGAAGGUGGAGGAGAUGGGACGAAGUCGGAGAGGUGGUCGCUAGGAUGAGGAGGUACUGGCUUGUGACCGAUGACCGAGGACCCGACGCUGUCUUCUCUGUUGAAAUUGGUUCGCCGUGCUCUGCUGCUUGCACUGCCCUCCUGCUGUGUUGCUCCCAGGUCAAGGACAGCAGAGUGCGUCAUGACGUGGGUCCUUGCUCAGUCAACUCAUGUACCUGCUGUGGUUGCUAGUCGGAGGCAUGGCAGCUCGAGCAGGUCAGGAAGGCCUAGAAGAUCUGUAAAAAUGAUGUCUGCUCUUCAGGCACCCUCUCUCUCUAUGAGAGGCUUUUAUGGUUUGCAACGGAAAAUGAUGUCUGCUCUUCAAGCACCCUCUCUCACUAUGAGAGGCUUUUCCGGUUUGCGAGGGACCAAUGCUCUCGACAAUUUAGUUAAGACUGGACUUAGCCUUGAUUUUAAUGCUAAAGUGGCAAGCUCGAUCUCCUUCCCCGGGGGAAGGGGCCGCCGUUGUGUAGCUAGAGCCAUGUUUGAGCGAUUUACGGAAAAGGCAAUUAAGGUAAUCAUGCUUGCCCAGGAGGAAGCACGCAGAUUAGGUCACAAUUUUGUUGGGACAGAGCAAAUCCUACUUGGUCUUAUUGGUGAAGGCACUGGCAUAGCUGCCAAAGUUCUCAAGUCAAUGGGGAUCAAUCUUAAAGAUGCACGUGUUGAGGUGGAGAAAAUAAUUGGAAGGGGGAGUGGGUUUGUUGCUGUGGAGAUUCCAUUUACUCCGAGGGCGAAGCGUGUUUUGGAGCUCUCACUGGAAGAAGCACGUCAACUUGGCCAUAAUUAUAUCGGAUCUGAACACUUGCUUCUUGGAUUGCUUCGAGAGGGUGAAGGGGUGGCAGCUCGUGUUCUCGAGAAUUUGGGUGCUGACCCUGGCAAUAUCCGCACGCAGGUUAUCAGAAUGGUUGGAGAGAGUACUGAGGCUGUUGGUGCUGGUGUUGGAGGCGGAAGUAGUGGCAACAAGAUGCCAACACUCGAGGAAUAUGGGACGAACUUGACCAAGUUGGCGGAGGAGGGUAAACUGGAUCCUGUUGUGGGAAGGCAGCAACAGAUAGAACGUGUUGUCCAAAUCUUGGGUCGUCGAACCAAAAACAACCCUUGUCUUAUUGGAGAGCCUGGUGUAGGGAAGACUGCCAUUGCCGAAGGCCUUGCACAAAGAAUUGCAAGUGGUGAUGUUCCCGAGACAAUUGAAGGGAAGAAGGUUAUUACCUUAGACAUGGGUCUCUUAGUUGCUGGCACGAAAUACCGUGGAGAGUUCGAGGAGAGACUGAAGAAGCUAAUGGAAGAAAUUAAACAGAGUGAUGAAAUAAUGCUUUUCAUUGAUGAGGUUCACACCUUGAUUGGAGCUGGCGCGGCAGAAGGAGCAAUUGAUGCUGCAAACAUAUUGAAACCUGCUCUUGCAAGAGGUGAAUUGCAGUGCAUUGGGGCUACAACACUGGAUGAAUACAGGAAGCAUAUUGAGAAGGACCCAGCUUUAGAAAGACGUUUCCAACCAGUCAAAGUUCCUGAACCAUCAGUUGAUGAAACCAUUCAAAUUCUUAAGGGGCUUCGGGAGAGAUAUGAGAUCCAUCACAAGCUCCGUUACACUGAUGAAGCUCUAGUAGCUGCAGCGCAGCUAUCCUAUCAAUACAUUAGUGACCGUUUCCUCCCUGACAAAGCAAUUGAUUUGGUUGAUGAAGCUGGUUCUCGUGUUCGACUACGUCAUGCACAGCUCCCAGAGGAGGCAAGAGAGCUUGAGAAAGAGCUCAGGCAAAUCACAAAGGAGAAGAAUGAGGCUGUUCGGAGUCAGGACUUUGAGAAGGCUGGGGAACUGCGAGAUAGAGAGAUGGAUCUGAAAGCACAGAUAUCAGCCCUCGUGGAUAAAGGGAAAGAGAUGAGCAAGGCUGAGGCUGAUGCGGGAGAUGUAGGCCCUGUAGUGACUGAAGUAGAUAUUCAGCAUAUUGUGUCUUCUUGGACUGGUAUUCCCGUUGAGAAAGUGUCCAGUGAUGAGUCAGAUCGGCUCCUCAAGAUGGAGGAGACCCUCCACAAGCGAGUCAUCGGACAGGAUGAGGCAGUCAAAGCCAUCAGUCGUGCCAUCCGCCGAGCUCGUGUUGGCCUCAAGAAUCCCAACAGACCAAUAGCUAGCUUCAUCUUCUCUGGUCCGACUGGUGUGGGGAAGUCAGAACUUGCUAAAGCACUGGCUGCAUACUACUUUGGGUCGGAGGAAGCCAUGAUCCGACUUGACAUGAGUGAAUUCAUGGAGAGGCACACAGUUUCCAAGCUCAUUGGUUCCCCCCCUGGUUAUGUUGGUUACACCGAGGGAGGUCAGCUCACUGAGGCGGUCCGUCGCCGGCCUUACACCGUGGUGCUAUUCGAUGAGAUUGAGAAAGCUCAUCCCGAUGUCUUUAACAUGAUGCUCCAGAUCCUUGAGGAUGGGAGGCUGACCGACAGCAAGGGACGGACAGUGGACUUCAAGAACACGUUGCUAAUCAUGACAUCAAAUGUGGGGAGUAGCGUGAUCGAGAAGGGGGGCCGCCGCAUAGGUUUUGAUCUCGAUUAUGACGAGAAGGACAGCAGCUACAACAGGAUUAAGAGCCUGGUGACGGAAGAGCUGAAACAGUACUUCCGCCCUGAGUUCCUCAACAGGCUGGAUGAGAUGAUAGUGUUCCGGCAGCUGACCAAGCUGGAGGUGAAGGAAAUAGCGGACAUCAUGCUGAAGGAGGUGUUUGAGAGGCUCAAGGGCAAGGACAUAGAGCUCCAGGUAACUGAGAGAUUCAGGGAUCGGGUGGUUGAGGAAGGCUACAACCCGAGCUAUGGGGCGAGGCCGCUAAGGAGGGCCAUCAUGAGGCUGCUUGAGGACAGCAUGGCUGAGAAGAUGCUCGCAAGGGAGAUCAAGGAGGGUGACUCUGUUAUCGUUGAUGUUGAUUCUGAUGGUAAUGUGACGGUGCUCAAUGGAAGUAGUGGUUCCCCCGAUGUUCUGCCUGACGCAGCAAGUCCUGUUUAAAAAGUGGGAUUGUGCGGCAUCUCAUUAAUAUGAAUUUUCUUCUUGUUUUUGCUUUUGAGUGAGGGGAGGUGGUUGUAAACAUCUUAGGACUGAUUAAUUAUAAUAGAUGUUAUAUUUAUUAUCUUUUUUA